AUGAACGACAAUCGCGUUCAUGCGUGUGGACACCUUGCCACCGUCCUCAAAUCAUCAUCCACAUUCUUACCCAAGUACCGCGACGUAGUCUCGUGGGAAACCCGCCGGCGACAACAUAUAAAGAAUCCAACCGUCAGGCGCAAGGUCGCCGUUCCUACCUGUGGGGCUUGUCAUGCUGCGCUAUAUCGACCGGUUGUCUGUUUACACUGCUCUUUUGCGGGAUGCUGGAGAAGCGAACAUAUUACGACCCACUUGCGUCAAGCACAACACUCGUUCAGCAUGGAUGCUCGGUCAGGGGCGGUCUUCUGCAUAGAGUGUAAUGACUUCAUCUUCGACCCAAUUUUUGAAGACAUAAGGUUGUCUGCAACAGUUCAUGUGGAGGAGGAGCAGACGCGAUUUCAAGCCUCUAAGAAGGCACGAGAGCGGUUUCAACGUUGGGAGCCAAGCGAGCAGGACACCAUUGCACUCCAAAAGGCGGUGCCGAUUUCGUGUCAAGGUCGUCGCGGUCUUCUCAACCUUGGGCAAACAUGCUUCAUGAAUGUCGUUCUGCAGUGUUUCGUCCACAAUCCUAUGCUGCGAAACUACUUCCUCAGCGACAAACACAACAAUCGCAAAUGUAAGACAGAAGAGGACUGCACAUGUUGCGAAAUGGACAAACUAUUCUCAGAGGUCUUUUCUGGCGAGUCGGCCCCAUUUGGACCUGUCACCUUUCUGGCCACAACAUGGCGGAAAUCGCUGGAACUUUCUGGAUACGCCCAACACGAUGCUCACGAGUUCUUUAUCUCAACACUUAAUAACAUCCACAGCACCUCGGUUGGCUCGACGAACGUGACAUGUAACUGUGUCGUUCAUUCGACGUUCCAGGGGCUGUUGCAAAGUGAGGUUGUUUGUGAGCGGUGCCAUAACGUGACAACCACCGUCGACCCCAUGCUGGAUAUCAGUUUGGAGUUGAAGGGGAAGACGGGAGAACCACAUGGGGCCACAGAAAAUACACUAGCAGCAUGUUUGAGGAGGUUCACGCAACCAGAAAAACUUGGACCGAAGCAAUACAGUUGCGCCAAAUGCAAAGCUGCUCACGAGGUAUCUAAGCGUUUAAGCAUUCGGAAACUACCACCUGUUCUGAGUUUCCAAUUCAAGCGAUUCGAGCACAAAACAGAAAAAGGUGCACCUCGGAAAAUCGACACGCGAAUAAGAUUUCCAGAGACUCUCAACAUGGCGCCAUAUACCUCGCUAGGAAUGAAAGCGUCCGCCCACGCCAAUAAAGGGCCCGCCAAGGAGACGUCAUCUCCUCCACCGUUGCAUCAUGUGUUGACAUACCCGGGCCCGACGGCGAUGUAUGAGUAUGACCUCUUCGCGGUCAUCAACCAUGAGGGACAGCUCAACAACGGACAUUACACCAACUAUGCGCGGUUUGAGAAUGAGUGGUAUCGUUUCGAUGACGACAAAGUGGUCUCGGCCCCGCUGAACAACGUCCUCAACUCAUCGGCGUACAUGUGUUUCUACGUGAAGCGUCAUCUGGACUACCGGCCGAAUGAAGUUCCGUCGUAUGUUCAGGCGCGAGAGAAGGAGCUCGAGAAGGAGAAGGAACGCGAACGCGAGAGGGAGCGAGAGUUAGAGCGUCAGCAAGAGAAGGAAGUCGACGAUGCUCUGCUUGCGAUGCUGUAG
Messenger RNA from Mycena indigotica, 1665 nucleotides. RefSeq names its product Ubiquitin carboxyl-terminal hydrolase. NCBI's taxonomy places the organism in Eukaryota, Fungi, Basidiomycota, Agaricomycetes, Agaricales, Mycenaceae. The transcript has 11 exons. Gene Ontology annotation, molecular function: zinc ion binding; cysteine-type deubiquitinase activity. The coding region runs from base 1 to 1665 and encodes 554 amino acids. The record is from RefSeq and is a predicted model, not a curated record. Gene Ontology annotation, biological process: protein deubiquitination.